This is a messenger RNA of Oncorhynchus keta (chum salmon), 3940 nucleotides long. Its product is annotated as 17-beta-hydroxysteroid dehydrogenase type 3. The record is from RefSeq and is a predicted model, not a curated record. The coding region runs from base 110 to 1033 and encodes 307 amino acids. Gene Ontology annotation, molecular function: testosterone dehydrogenase (NADP+) activity. NCBI's taxonomy places the organism in Eukaryota, Metazoa, Chordata, Actinopteri, Salmoniformes, Salmonidae. Gene Ontology annotation, cellular component: endoplasmic reticulum. The transcript has 11 exons.
UCUGGGCUGAGGAAUUGUGUUGUGGUCAGAGCAGACGUACACAUUCUCACACACAGGCCGAGUUUGUUGUUGCAGCCAGACAAUCUUAAAGAGCCAGAGUGGGUCUGCCAUGGAUUUAAUGGAGCUGUUCUUUGUCUGCCUUGGUGCUGCAGUCGUAGUCUUUUAUGGAGUGAAAAUGGUCCGCUUCGCUAAGAUGCUUUAUCCCAGAGUUUGCUUUCCGCAGCCAGAUUCCUUCUUUACAUCAAUGGGAGAGUGGGCAGUGGUCACUGGUGGGUCAGACGGGAUAGGGAAGGCUUACGCCUUUGAGCUGGCAGGACGUGGGCUGAACGUGGUGAUCCUGAGCAGAACCAAGGACAAACUGGACCGGGUGGCACUGGAGAUAGGAGAAACCACGGGUCAGAAAGUGAAAGUGGUCGUAGCUGAUUUCACUGAGGAUGACAUGUAUGAACACAUUGAGGAGAACCUGAAAGGCUUAAAUAUCAGUGUAUUAGUGAACAACGUGGGGAUUCUGCCUAGUCAUAUUCCCUGCAAGUUCCUGCAGACUAAGGACCUGGAACAGAGAAUUACAAAAGUGAUCAACUGCAAUGUGAAAGCCUUGGUCAAGAUGUGCCAAAUAGUCCUGCCAGGGAUGGAGAAGAGAGGGAAGGGAGUGAUCGUGAACAUCUCCUCUGGUGUGGCCACUGUUCCCUCCCCCAUGUACACCAUGUACUGUGCAUCAAAGGUGUUUGUGGAGAGGUUCUCUCAAGGUCUGCAGGCUGAAUAUAAAGCAAAAAGAGUCAUGAUACAGGCAGUGGCUCCAUUUGGGGUGUCCACCCCAAUGACGGGCUACCAGAAGUCCAACAUGGUGACCCUGACAGCGGAAGACUUUGUCAGGACAUCCCUGGAGUACCUCCAAGCCGGGGACAAGACCUACGGCAGCAUCUGUCACACAGUACUGGGUUGGAUGGUACAGGCUGUUCCUCAGCAGAUCCUCCACAGUGAGACCAUGCAGGACAGUCUACUGGAGUAUGUGAAGAAAAGAGUGGGGACAUAGGUCAUAGGAGAUCAACCCAUGCACUAUGUUAUCAUCAUGUACUGUAUGCAUGUCUGUAAAUAAGAUGAUGCCUUUUAAAUAACUUUUUCACAUGUAUGUAUUUCUAAAACAAGAGGACUAAAGGCAUUUUUAACUCAUUCUUCUAUGUGAUACUGACUGAAAAUGAGAAGUCACACCAACCUUUCCCAGCAUGCUCUGCUGUGGGUCGAUAUUUUGGAAUCUGUGUUUUGUAAUGUACAUUGAGUGAUUGAUUAAUCUUAUACUACACAAAGAUAUAUAACAUACAUUUUUAUAAACUAAUCCAAUAAUUUAGUUUGAAUUUUGAACUUCUUACUGAAAUGGUUGUUCCGGUUUAAAUGGCUUAGGCGGUCUCCUCCCAUUGUUCCUAACCCUGGCAGUCAUUAUCAGGUUGCGGGUGAAUACAAAUGUUAACUGUUGGAUAGACUAACAGGCUGGAUUCCAAUAGAAAUGACAUCAUAAUGUGACUUGCAGGUACAGGACAAAAUGCAGGUAAAUCUCCCCCGUUGGAAGAUUCCUGGAAAUCCUUCAACCAGGAUUUUUUACAAAUCUGGGAAUUUUGGGAAAGUUAUCAGCAUUCUGCAACCCUACUUGAAGGACUGAUGUGGCCUGUAAACCAUGAGUUUCAGGCCACUGUAUAAGGGUAUAUAAAAUAAGGUCUUAUAAGAUAUGUAAUGUAUUGUCAUAAAAAGUUUUAUUAUCAUAACAUUUGCCUAGGAACACAGUUGUUGAAGACCACAAGACUGAAAGUGAAUGAAUUCAACAACCAUAUCUCUGUCACUAACAAAUACAGUCAUGGGUGGUAACUCUAUAAUUCAUUUGAAAAGGCAAGGCACACUAGGAAAUUAUAUUUAACAUUUUCAAGCUGAAAUCUGGACCCCCUACAGGGUCACAGUGACUAUCGGUUGGAAUAAUUACUACAAAUUCACUUUGUAACUGUACUCAGAUAUAUUUAGUGCAACAGGUUUCCUCAAAAGUUUUACAGUGAGAGAAGAGGGGGCCGGUGGCACUACGUAAAUGUGUGUCUCAUGUUUCAACCGCUCUCGGAGCUCUAAGCUAAAGCCAACACAGGAAGACAGAACGCUUCUGAACUUUUGCUUUUUGAGUGUAGUUAACUAACUGUUUUGUAUUUACUGAUUUAUAUUUGACCUGUUACCGCUAGCGGAACAUCUUGAUAACAUCCGGUGAAAUUGCAGAGCGCGAAAUUCUAAUUAAAUUAUUAGAUAUAUUUAACUGUCAUAAAAUGACAAGUGCAAUACACCAAAAUAAAGCUUAACUUCUUGUCAGAUUUCAAAAAGGCUUUAUGGCAAAAGCAAACCAUGUGAUUAUCUGAGGACAGCGCCCCAUCAUACAAAUGCAUGACAAACAUAUUUAAUCCAGGGAGGUGUGACCAGAAAAUGAGAAAUAACGAUAUAAUUCAUGCCUUACCUUUGAAGAUCUUCUGUUGGCACUCCAAAAUGCCCCAGAAACAUCACAAAAGGUCCCUUUGUUUGAUAAAUUCCUUCUUUAUAUCCCCAAAAUGUUUGAUUCAGAAAUACACCGGUUCCAACUCGCCCAACAUGACUUUCCUAAUCCAACCUUAGGUAUCCUAAAACGUAAAUAAUCGAUAAAAUUUAAGACGGAAUAUACUGUGUUCAAUAGCGGAUAAAAUCCAUGUGGAGCGAGCUCCAGGUCCCGCUCAACAAACAAUAGAGUCCACUUGGCUUGACACUCACACUGAACCACCCUACUUCUUAAUUUCUCAAAAGAAAAACAUCAACCAAUUUCUAGACUGUUGACAUGUAGUGGAAGCCAUAGGAACUGCAACCAGAUGCCUCAUAAAUAUAGUUUCCCAUAGAAAGCCAAUUGAAAACACAGUGACCUCAAAAAAAAAUCCUGGAUGGUUUGUUCUCGGGGUUUCGCCUGCCAAAUAAGUUCUGUUAUACUCACAUACAUUAUUUUAACAGUUUUAGAAACUUUAGAGUGUCUAUCCAAACCACCAAUUAUAUGCAUAUCCUAGCUUCUGGGCCUGAGUAACAGGCAGUUUACUUUGGGCGCGCAUUUCAUCCGGACGUGAUUAUAGUUUCUAAGUAAGGCGGGCUUUGCUAAACUCAAACAUUUCAAGUAUUGCAACUUAUACUUAUUAAUUGACUUUGACUUUAGGCCUCCCGAGCGGUGCAGUGGUCUAAGGCACUGCAUUGCUGUGCUACAGGCAUCUACAGAAUGAGGUUUGAUCCCAGGCUGUGAUGCAGCUGGCCACGACCAGGAGACUCAUGAGGUGGCACUCAAUUGGCCCAGCGUCGUCCGGGUUAGGGGAGAGUUUGUCUCCCGGUUGUACUGUGUUUUCUCUGACACCUUGGUGCGGCUGGGUUAAGUGAGCAGUGUGUCAAGAAGCAGUGCGGCUUGGCAGGUUCGUGUUUCGGGGGACACAUGGCUCUCGACCUUUGUCUCUAGCGAGUUCGUACAGGAGUUGCAGCGUUGGGACAAGACUAACUACCAAUUGGGGAGAAAAUAAAAGUGACUGACUUUAAAAGAUGAUGUAGUGCUCACUUCCCCAUAUUGACUACAUUUAUGUAGUGUUUUUAUGUAUAGAGAAAUCAAAAUAACUAUUGUAAGUUGACUUACAUGAAAAAUUUAAGUAUACCUUAAUCAAUUUUUUUACAUUUGUAUUACUCAUAUGAUGUUGUACUCUACACCAGCUAUUUAAGUGUCUUAACUAAAUUGUUUUGAGGUAAUCAGUUUCCUAAAAAUGUUUAAGUAGCCAGAACUUAUCCGGUUUUACAGUGCAGGAAAUGUAUACUAUUCUGAGAAUAUUCCAGCAAAAUGGCAAUAAGACAUUCAAUACCUGCAAAACAACCAUGGGCUUUUAGAUUCUGUCUCUACUGUAUUCUGAAAUAAACUUGGAAAGUA